This is a messenger RNA of Suillus fuscotomentosus, 684 nucleotides long. RefSeq lists its product as uncharacterized. The coding region runs from base 1 to 684 and encodes 227 amino acids. The record is from RefSeq and is a predicted model, not a curated record. Lineage: Eukaryota; Fungi; Basidiomycota; Agaricomycetes; Boletales; Suillaceae. The transcript is spliced from 3 exons.
AUGCCACAAUAUCAGCCACCUGUUGAGCCUUUGAUUUGGACUGUCAAUCCUUCAAGCCUCGACAUUGACGAAAAAAUCCUUGGAGUCCUAAAAAUCCUUCGUGGGCUUCGCAUGACAGUUAUGGACCUCAUGUUGCACUCUAUCUCGCACAAGGCCUCCAUGCUACCUUGGAGAGAAGCUUUUUUUCGAAGCAGGGCCCUUAUCCAGUUUCUCAAUGUGUUGGAUGCUGACGAGCAAGCGAGUGAGCAACUUCAUGUCAUCUUACGACCAAUUGCUAUCAAGAUAGUCACCGACGAGGUUGAUGCUGAGAUGGAGGCUGCUAAGGACAUUUUUGGCAUGUCAUCGAAAGAUAUCACCCCCGAACUACUCCUCUCGUUUGAUCUUGAUGCUUUGCUGACAGCGCGGUUACGAGAAACUACUCCGUGGCUACGACCUGCAAAGGAGAACAAGAAGCAGAACAUCGAGACGUACUGCACCGUAAUUGAGUCGCAAAUUGCGAAUAUUCGCUCCCAAAACAAUCUCGCCUUCCAAAUGAUCCACGGAUUAUGUUUAGUGGUGGUUCAUCACGUAAAACCAUCGAUCUACUUGCGUGUUGCAGUCUUUCUCCUGCCUACGACACAUUACACAAUGCUCAUGUUGCGAUGGCUGAUGGCCAGAUACAGCGGAAAUAAGAUCGAGUCGUGA